AGAGUGAGGCGAUGGGUCUUUGGUCAGGACAGUCAAAGACGUGUGACCCGGGGCACCAUGAUGCUAAUUAAUUUCUGUCAGGCACUCCCUGUUGUGCGAGACUUUGCAUGGAGAGCUCUUCCUUGCCAACCUUCCAGAGAACGCCCAGGUAUUGUUGCUCUGGAUCAAGCCGCUCGCAAAAAAUCUUGGAUGUUGGGACUGGGACAGGUGCUUGGGCUAUCGAAGUUGGCGAAAGUCACCCACACGCCCUCGUGGUUGGAAUCGACCUAUCACCGAUUCAGCCUCAACAUGUUCCGCCGAACGUAGAGUUCCAGAUUGAUGACUUCAACGAACCGUGGACAUUCAAGGACAAUUCGCUCGACUACAUCAACAUGCGAUUCCUGGCUGGUUCCGUUCGUGAUUGGAAUUUUUUAGUGGGCGAAGCUUAUCGUUGCUUGAAGGAAGGCGGUAUUCUCGAGAGUUCAGAGCCAUCGUUUCUCAUCCAGAGCGAUGACGGCACAGUGAACGCGAGAAGUUCCUGGUACCAGUGGUCGAGAGUCUUCGAACAAUACGGGGCUCAGAUUGGACAGACGUUCUCUGUAGUACAAGAGGGCAUACAAAAACGGGCUCUGGAAGAGGCACACUUCAGUGACAUCCGGGAGCUCAACUAUAAGAUACCGAUCGGGAGGUGGCCAAGAGAUGAAGAAUACGAAUGGCUGGGACGCUGCGCGCAGUCAGCGAUAGAAAAGGACGCCUUGGGGUUUCUUCUGCGUCCGUCGGAGAUGGGGUCAGGCUUGACGCACCCGUGGUUUUGGUUUAAGAAGGUUUGGGGGCGUAAGAUGCCAUCAUCUUCAGUUGUACAGUAGUGUAGGGUUGCAAUGGCUAGUCUGGAGUCUCAUUUGAUACUGAACUGUAGUUCUGUAUGUAUGCAGUACAUACAUACUGAAAAAGCCUAUCGUGUGGGUGCCAUUUUCGGAGCGAGAUUGUCUUUUUGCAUUAUGAACCAUUCAACCAGACAGCUGUUAUAUAAAUCGUCGAGAGCCAACCUUGCAGAAAUCUUAUGGAUAUUACAAUCAAGAAUGA
Colletotrichum acutatum is the source of this 1062-nucleotide messenger RNA. RefSeq names its product S-adenosyl-L-methionine-dependent methyltransferase. The coding region runs from base 108 to 845 and encodes 245 amino acids. The record is from RefSeq and is a predicted model, not a curated record. NCBI's taxonomy places the organism in Eukaryota, Fungi, Ascomycota, Sordariomycetes, Glomerellales, Glomerellaceae. Gene Ontology annotation, molecular function: methyltransferase activity. The transcript is spliced from 6 exons.